Messenger RNA from Pseudomassariella vexata, 705 nucleotides. RefSeq lists its product as uncharacterized. The annotation marks the transcript as partial. Gene Ontology annotation, biological process: protein phosphorylation. Gene Ontology annotation, molecular function: ATP binding; protein kinase activity. Lineage: Eukaryota; Fungi; Ascomycota; Sordariomycetes; Amphisphaeriales; Pseudomassariaceae. The transcript has a single exon. The record is from RefSeq and is a predicted model, not a curated record.
UUUGGCCGACCGCAUCUAGCUCCGCUACUUGAGUCGGGACUCAACACAUACUCGUCUCGUCAAGUGCAAGUUCUUGCUCGUACAAUAUUUCUGGUCCCAUCCAAGGUCCUCGUGGAUAGUAUUGUGUACUUCUACAAACCUUGGGUGUCAGGUCGAGUUCAUGGGUAUUACGACUUGCAGGCGUACAAGAAGAUAUCAGCUGCUGCUCAAGCAAAGCCCCCCCCCCCCCCCCCCCCUUUGGCUGACGUAAGUAUCUGUCGCCUAUACGGUCUGGUUUUAGACGACGACAACGAUUAUCAUCUGGAUAGUGACGAGGAGGAUCACCCUGGUACACGUUUAGUCGGACUGCUUACCUAUAUCGAGAAUCAAGGCACUUUAAAAGAUAUUGCGCCUUGGUCUGACUGCACAAAUGAGGAUCGACUCCGCUGGUCUCAGCAGAUAGACGAUUUCGUCGACUGUUUACAUGACGCAGGUGUAGCUUGGGGUGAUGCUAAACCUGAGAAUAUCCUGAUCAACAUGGAGGGUGAUGCUUGUCUUAUUGACUUUGGCGAUAGUUACACCAGAGGCUGGGUCGAUGAGAAUAAGCGGGAAACUCUAGAAGGAGACCGGCAAGGCGUACAAAGGAUUCAUGAUUGGCUCAAGACAUGGUCCGAGAAGCCUGUUACUCGAAUCAAGCGGGAAACCUCGGCAGUGCAGCACCUUUGA